AUGAUAAUCAGCUUUUUGCGCAACAAAGCAGUUCAAACGUUCGGCGCCUCCGACGUCGCCAAUUCCUUUCUACGGGUGACGAGUCAGUAUAGAAUGAGUCGUCGAAGCAGUACAGAUAUGAUCAAGGGUCACUCGAAAGUCAAGACUGUCGAUCAUGGCGACUUUACUGUCACUAUUGUUCCCUCACUCAGCGACAACUUCAUGUACCUCGUGAAGCCAGUCAAUUCGAAACGAGCCUUCGCCAUCGACCCCGUCGAUCACAAACGAAUCGCCCACGAAACCAUCGGCCUCGGAACUUCUCUUGAGACAAUCCUCUGCACCCACCAUCACGCUGAUCACGAUGGAGGGAACAUUCCACUGAAGCGACUUUAUCCACAGCUAGAAGUUUUUGGCUUGGACGAAAGAAUUCACGGAAUAACUAAUCAAUUGGAGAAGAAAGCGGUUCAGGACUUGUCCGUUUGUGGAUUGGAUGUUAAAGUUCUUCAUACUCCCUGUCAUACAACGGGCCAUAGUACGUACAUUGUCCAGUCAAGCAGUGGUGAAGCGGCUGUUUUUGUCGGAGAUACGUUGUUUAAUGCUGGUUGUGGACGAUUAUUUGAAGGAACGCCCGAAGAACUGUUAACUACAGUCGAACAUAUACUCUCCUCUGUUUCCGAUGAUGACAAAAUGUACUUUGCGCAUGAAUAUUCCGCCUCAAACAUCCGAUUCGCUCUAUCUGUCGAUCCAUCAAACGAAGAUCUCAAGGCGCGACAGAAGGAAGUGUCCGAUCUUCGAGAAAUCUCAGGCAAUCGGUUAAAAAUUUGA
Messenger RNA from Oikopleura dioica, 804 nucleotides. The record is from the annotation of a GenBank genome assembly. NCBI's taxonomy places the organism in Eukaryota, Metazoa, Chordata, Appendicularia, Copelata, Oikopleuridae.